This is a messenger RNA of Drosophila gunungcola (fruit fly), 1696 nucleotides long. It is a transcript of the gene spirit, whose product is annotated as serine protease snake. Lineage: Eukaryota; Metazoa; Arthropoda; Insecta; Diptera; Drosophilidae. The record is from RefSeq and is a predicted model, not a curated record. Gene Ontology annotation, molecular function: serine-type endopeptidase activity. The coding region runs from base 16 to 1563 and encodes 515 amino acids. Gene Ontology annotation, biological process: proteolysis. The transcript has 6 exons.
AAUAAUCCGAGUUCAAUGAGCCAUCACAAAAAAGGCCCAAAUGAUGUGGUGUGUCACAAGUGGAAGUGCCAAGACCGUUUCAUCUCAUCUGGACAGAUAAUACUGCUUCGGGAAUUGAACAAAAAUUUUUUCAGUGUGUCUGUUGGCUGUUGGCUAAUUGACACUUGGAAGUUGCCCGGCUGGUUUCUGCUCAGCGAUCUGCGAUCUGGGAUCGUCGUGCUGACCCCACUGCAGUCCGCAACUGGCGCUGAUCAAGAACGGAGGAUGAGGAUGAGUAGUCGGAGUGAGAUUCAGAGUCCCGGUUUCACACCCACCUGUGUGUAUCUGCAUCUCCUGGUGCUGCUUCCACUGCUGGCAGUUGAAGCCACGCCCGCUAUAAGUCCGCAGUCGCAGCGCGGCAUCAUCUUCCCCAAGGAGUCCUUCGAUGAGUGCCUCCUGGACGACGUGCUGAGGACGAAGGGCACUUGCAAGCGCAUGGAGGAGUGUCCCAGUGCCCUCAAGGGCUGGCUGGAGCGACGGGAGUCGCCCAAGACCUGCUACUUUGUGCGGUUCGAUCAUUUCGUGUGCUGCGAGCCGGACAGGGAGCUGCCGGAGAUCACCACCGGAGUGCCGCCCACGCCGCCCACGCCGCCCACGCUGCCCACGCUACCCACCACCCGGAAUCCCUUUAAAGCUCCCCUGGUCACGCGACCCAGUCUGCAGGCCUGCUACGAGAACAACAACGUCCAGCAGGUCAACGAGCGCGAUCUGACCUUCGUGGUCUCAGUUGUGGGCGGGAAACCCACCCGGUACCGGGAAUUCCCCUUCAUGGCGGCCCUCGGCUGGCGGUCCAAUUUCGAUCAGCGGAUAUACUAUCGCUGCGGCGGCGCCCUCAUCUCCAACAACUUUGUUUUGACGGCGGCCCACUGCGCCGACUUGGGAGGUGAACCGCCCAGUCAGGUUCGCCUUGGUGGCGACAAUCUGACCCUGUCCGAGGACGAGGAUAUGCCCAUCCGACGGGUGAUCGUGCACCCGGAGUACAAUGCCAGCACCGCCUACAACGACAUUGCCCUGCUGGAGCUGGAGACACCGGCCAAGCCGGCCUUUAAGCCCACCUGCAUUUGGGGCGAAAAGGAGGUGGCCAACUCGCUGGUCACGGCCAUCGGGUACGGACAGACCAGCUUCGCCGGCCUCUCCUCCGCCCAGCUGCUCAAGGUGCCGCUGAAGAGCGUCAGCAACGAGGAGUGCCAGGUGCACUACCAGGUGGAUCAGCUGGCCCAGGGCGUACUCGGCACCCAGAUGUGUGCCGGCGACAUUACCGGCGAACGGGACACGUGCCAGGGCGACUCCGGCGGACCCCUGCUCAUGCAGGACGGACCGCUGGGCUACAUUGUGGGCAUCACGUCGCUGGGACAGGGAUGCGCCAGUGGACCGCCCUCGGUGUACACCAGGGUGUCCAGCUUUAUCGACUGGAUCGAGGGCAUCGUGUGGCCGCAGGGAUUUCAGCCAACGCAGCACACUCCCAUCUCCACGACACCCAAUGCAAUGUCCAGGCUCGAUUUCGAUCUGCGGGCGGAUACCUGAGACCUUAGCUCGAUAACUAUAUAACCAAGACAGGAUACAGGAAGACAUUAAGAAGUUUCUACUUUAAUAAUUCUAUUUUUUUUGGAUUUUUUUCUUAAAAAAAAAAAGAAACUUGUAAGAAAAAGUUUUGCCC